UUUAAAUGUUUCUUUUUGUAAAAUUUUCAAGUUUAUCUGCUUUUGCAUCUUUGUGGCCACACUUCGCAAAUUAUUUUUCGAACAUAAUAUCGAGUAUUAUUAGUGACAUCACUUAAAUUGUUGGUGGUCAAAUUUGUUUACUGUCUUCUCAGAUUGAUUACUUUGAAGCUUUUAAGUAUCAAUAUAGAAUUCCUCGGUAGCAGUAAAAUAUUAAUUAUGGAAAAGCAUAAAAUUGAAUGUGCUGAUUUAAAGAAAUGUGGAGAAAUUACUACUCAGAUGUCAAUUGGCCAAAAAGAAUUUUUCCUAAAUUGUAGCUUUUGCGAUUACACUUUUCUUCAAUUAGGAGAUUUCAUUCAACACAUUUGUGAGGAUCAUAUGUGUCACUUUACGAACCCUAAAGUAGAGGAUGAAGUUGAUUAUUCCUUUGAAUUGCAACAAGAUAUUCAUCAUGAUGCACCGUUUCCGACGACAGUUUCAAAUGAGGAAGAUAUGGACGAUGGUGAUGAACAUUACCCGACGGCUGAUUCAAAUGAGGAAGAUAUGGACGAUUGUGAUGAACAUUUCGCGACGGCAUAUUCAAAUGAGCAAUGACAGUAAAUCGAAUUUACACGACUUUGAAAAAGUGGAAAUAGAGUUGGACGACAACCAAAUGAAAAAUUCGAUGGAUUUUAAAGAGUUGCCCCUAAUGGAUGGAUACGUGAGCGAAGAUGCUGAGGCUGAAGAUAGUAUUAGCGAAAAUGAUACAGAAAAAAAUGAUAUUGAUAAUGCAGAUGAUGUAGAGAACUCUGAGAUUGCUGCUUAUAUAAAGAAAAAUUAUACACAAAAAACGGAUAGUUAUAAAGGAGCUAAUGCAGAAGACUCUGAGAUUGCUGCUUAUAUAGAGGAACUUGGUUUAAACGAAUCCUUUAAUAAAAAUAAAAUACUCGCAAUAUUUAAAGGCUAUGAAAAACGGCCUACAUUGUGGGAUAACGAUGCGCAAUUACCCAGAGAUAAUAGGAGAAGAGAGAAGGAAAUUAAAAAUAUUGCUGAGGAAGUGGGAAUUCCAACCGAAUGGGAGUCCAUUCGUAAAAUGAUUGGAAAAUUAAGCAGUAGACUUCGAACUGAAUUGGUACGGAAAAAAAUUUAUCUUUCUAAAGGCAAAAUAUAUACACCUGCUUGGUAUAACGAUCUAACUACGUUUAUAAAACCAAAACGAAAAAAAGCUGAGGUCAAAUACAAAACUGAGAUUAAACCAAUUGUUCCUUCUGCAACAACAACAGCUCAAAUGAUAAUGACCGGAAGUGUUUUAAAUGAUGCUCAAAGCAUUCUCUUAGCGGAAAUAUACAAACAGUAUUCUUGUCUUUGGGAUGAAACAGAUAUAGCGUAUAGAUUCGGUAAUAGACGACGAGAAGCUGUAAAAGCUGUUCACGACAAAUUCAAUAAAAAAUCAGGUUUAAGUCUAACCCGCUACGAUAUCGGAUGUGAAAUUUCACGACUUCGAAAAAUAUGCUCUCACGAAAAGAGACUAAAAAUAUUAUGCAAACAACAAAAUAAAAACUAUAGGCAAAGUUGCAAAUUUUAUGAACACAUUUCAUAUCUCGAAGUAGAUGUAACUCCUUAUGAAUGUUCGAUAUGUGGAAAAAUAAUUACAGGCGUAUGUCAGUACAAAGUGCAUGUCGCAUCUCAUGAUGGUUCGCUUCCAUUUAAAUGCCAUGUAUGUGGUCAUGGUUUUAAGUUGACCACAAAUUUAUCCGUACAUUUGCGAAGACAUGUACACGACUACUUAUAUAAGUGUGAGGUGUGUAGCAAGCCGUGCGCAACGACCACAGAAAUAAAAAUUCAUAUGCGCUCACACACCGGCGAGAAGCCAUACGUUUGCGAUGUUUGCGGCAAAAAUUUUCGUACUACAUCAAAAAUUAAUAUGCACAUGCGAAGGCAUGAGAAUAAACCAACCCACAGAUGUGAAAUAUGCAAUAAAGGAUUUUACAGUAAAGGUUUUUAUAGAGAACACAUGAAAGUGCACCAAAAUGUGCGAGAUAAAAUUUGCAAUAUAUGUAAUAAAGGUUUUACGAGUACCAAGCAUCUGCGACAACACAAACAGAUCCAUGCUGCAGAAAAGAAAUAUGCGUGCAAGAUCUGUGAUAAACGAUUUGCUCAAUAUGCCGGUUUAAGUGCUCAUAUGAAAUCACAUGGUACAACAUUAGUUGCAGUAAGUUCGAAAGGCUCUGAAGACGCGCUUUAAAGUAAAUUAUAAAUAUAACGUUAAGUUAUUAGUAAAUAAAAUUUAAUUAAAUACAUAAAUAAUUAUUAAAUGUAUUUAA
Bactrocera oleae (olive fruit fly) is the source of this 2300-nucleotide messenger RNA. NCBI's taxonomy places the organism in Eukaryota, Metazoa, Arthropoda, Insecta, Diptera, Tephritidae. The record is from RefSeq and is a predicted model, not a curated record.